Messenger RNA from Cyprinus carpio (common carp), 2044 nucleotides. RefSeq names its product alpha-2,8-sialyltransferase 8F-like. Gene Ontology annotation, molecular function: alpha-N-acetylneuraminate alpha-2,8-sialyltransferase activity. NCBI's taxonomy places the organism in Eukaryota, Metazoa, Chordata, Actinopteri, Cypriniformes, Cyprinidae. Gene Ontology annotation, biological process: N-glycan processing; oligosaccharide metabolic process. The record is from RefSeq and is a predicted model, not a curated record.
UCCCAGUCAUGAGGUGCUGCCAUGGGCUAAAUCUGUACUCGGCACUCGUAUUACCCUGAGAGAGAGAAUGAAAAAGAGUGUGUGACUGUGAGUGAGAUUGGAAGGGAGGAGCAAGCAAGUUGUGCCCAGGGUGAGCUAGAGGGGGAGGGGUUUGAGAAUGCAGAAGCAACAGCUUGAGAUUUCUAGGGAACCGGACGGAAGGAAAGUCUGAGCAGUUCAUCAGGCAAGGUAGUACUAAAACAAUGAGGUGGAGAAGGAUGGAAAAAUAACACAUAUGCCUCAAAGGAACAUAGCGGACAAGAAAGGAGUUGAGGAAUUAAUUAUUGUUCGAGACAAGAAGACAUGAGAAGAAAGUGGGCAGAUUGAUUAACGGAAGAGCAAAACAGCAGAGAAGUGAUAAAAAGCCAUCAGUAGAGAAAAGAAGAGAAAGAGCAAGAAGAAAAAGAGAACUAGUGGCAGUUAAACAAAGAGGAGGGAGGCAGGGUGAGGAGAUUAACAGUCUGAGAGAAAGAGAGAGAGAGAGAGAAAGAGAGAGAGAAAGAGAGUAAAGGAAAGGGUGCAGUUGUCAAGAAACAGAAACGGUGAUAAAAUAAGGAGAGGACGGAAGAGCAAGACAGGAAGUCUGCAGCAUCUACAAAUGAGAGUUUAUGAGAGCACAUGCAUGUCAGCGGCUAUGUGUGCGCCACAGUUUGUGUGUGAGAGUGGAUGCGCGUUAUGAGGACUCUUAUGCUUUGGCUCCUUUCGAUCAUCCUUCUGUGUUUCUUCUGCAGUGUGACCUUCUGGAUAUUCCUCUCUAACAAUAAUGUAAACCCACGCCCUUCAUAUAAGAUUCCUCAAAAAAGACAAUCUUGCAAGGAAUGCAAUGACGAUGUUUUAAUUGCCAAGGCACUGGAAAACUACUCAGACAAAUGGAAAAAACAGGAGACAAACUUUAAAAAAUUCAGGUCAUUACUGAGUAACAAAUGCCAUGCUGUGUCAAAGGCUGUGGUCACACAGAAUAACACCCCACUCGGGUCAAAUGUUAUUUAUGAUGGAGAGAGGAGAAAGCCGCUACACGUGACACAAGCCCUGUUCAACAUUUUGGCUAAGGAGCAACCCUUUGGAAAUGCAACAUGGGAGUCAUGUGCCGUGGUGGGGAAUGGAGGUAUUCUGGCCAAUAGCAGCUGUGGAGAAGAAAUAAAUUCAGCCCAGUUUGUCAUUAGAUGUAACCUUCCGCCACUGGAUAAGGGAUAUGAGAAAGAUGUGGGCAACAAAACCAACCUGGUGACUGCAAAUCCCAGCAUCCUCCAUGAGAAGUACAGUGGACUGAUGGAGCGCCGUCGUCCAUUUGUGGAAAGCCUUCGUCCUUAUGGACAAGCCUUAUUGCUGUUGCCAGCCUUCUCCUACGGUCACAACACACCUGUAUCCUUGCGUGCCUUUUACACACUGGAGGACUUCGGCAGCAACAGCCCUCUGCCCGUUUUUCUAAAUCCGGAUUACUUGAGGAGGUUGUCAAAGUUUUGGCGUGAGCGAGGCCUUAACUCGGUUCGUCCCAGCACAGGACUCAUUGUGGCCAGUUUAGCACUAGAAAUCUGUUCAAAUGUCCAUUUGUAUGGUUUUUGGCCUUUCAGUAAACAUCCAUAUGACAGUCAGGCGAUCACCAACCAUUACUAUGAUAAUCGAGAGAGCAAGAAGAACGUGCAUUCGAUGCCAACCGAAUUUGAAUAUUUAUUGAAACUUCACAACCAAGGCGUGAUUCGCAUACACCUUGGCAAGUGUCAACCCACUCACAGUUAAAACACGAGUCUGGCUGGAAACUAGGCCUUGCCUGUAAUGUACUGUACACCUCGCAGUUUAAGGACUACUACAGACUACAACAGGCCACCUGGAUGGGUGUCUUGAAAGCUGUGAAUGUGAAUGUGCACUGAAUUUAUAUAGCCUAUAUUGCUGUGGACAUUUGCUCAUAGAAGCAGCCAUGACCAUGCACAACAAAAUCAUGUUUUUUUAAGUUACUUUGAGAUAAUCUUGCAAACAAAAAUAGCUGAAAAUAAAUGUAAUUAUUUUA